Messenger RNA from Sceloporus undulatus (fence lizard), 2136 nucleotides. It is a transcript of the gene SPMIP3, whose product is annotated as chromosome 1 C1orf100 homolog. The record is from RefSeq and is a predicted model, not a curated record. The transcript has 5 exons. Lineage: Eukaryota; Metazoa; Chordata; Lepidosauria; Squamata; Phrynosomatidae. The coding region runs from base 229 to 678 and encodes 149 amino acids.
CACAAAAAUGAAAAAUAUGUUUAAUGAAGUGGGUUCUUGUAAUUUGUUAGGGUGGGUGUCUCUUGCUCUGUUAUAUUCAGUAAGGCAGGAAGACCUACUGCCACAGAAGAAAUGUUAGAGCUGGAGAAAAUGCACCAUAUUAUGUAGGCUAAUCUGUGUGAUUUCUUUGGGAAGAUAACAAGGAGUGGAGAAAGGGAGAACACCACUUUCUUCAAUCCAGGGAUUUUAAUGGCAGGAAAUGUUGCAGCAAUAAAAUUACGGCAGUUUAUAGAUUCAUCACCUCAAAUCCCUACAGGACCUAUUCAUCAUCAAGGAAAGGAUGUUCUUGGUUACUAUCCAGGGCAGCUGGCACGGCUUCACAUUGCAUAUCCUCCUGAAGGGCAGCCAAAUCUUUUUACAAAACUGCAGCCAAUUCCAGUAAAAGAUGAAACUGUGCCUUACCAUGAGUAUGACUAUGUAGUUCUGAAGCAGUAUAUCCAUUACCAAAAUACAAAGAAGAAAGUCCAUGAUUGGUACACACAAUCCACAUACAGAGAAGCAUUCACAUUACCAUUUUACAAAUCAGACAGUGCAGAGGAUCGUUACCGCCCAAGAACUGAAGCUGAAUCACUGGCAGUCUGGAAAAGUGUUUCUGCCAAGAAGAGAGACAAAGAUAAACCUUCAUUUAUGGGAGCAUGAGAAAUUCUUUCAUCGAGCAUUUCCAAAGAGUAACAUGGAAGAUCCUUUUCAAGACUGCUUCUGUCAAAACAGUUAGAGACUAAGAAUAUAUGGAUGCUGUGGCAAUUUUAAGCACAGUCUGUGUGGUUUUGAAUCCUUUGGAUGUUUAACAAGAGAACAACUUUAAAGUAGUAAAUAUCAAAAUGAAAGACAAAGCUAUAGUAAAAUAAUGAUCACAUACAGCACAAAGGUGGGAUGCAUAUUUUUACAAAGCGCAGAGGGUUAGCUGCUACGAACAGGAAGCCUCUUUACAAAAAUUAAAGCAGCUGACAUUACAAAAUCUAGGAAUGAGCAUUCUCCAUUCUACUUCAUUAUCAUUUCAUAGCUUUACUUUGCAGGGAUUUCUCACCAGUUUCCUUUCCUUCUACAUACAGUAUUAAUUCUGGAAUUGGUGCAUGUACCGUACAUAUUGCUCUUGUCAGAAAUUUCAUUGCAGGAAAAAAUAUUUCAGUGCACUGAAUAGUAACCCAUGCUAUUAGCACUACUUCCUUCCCUGUUAUUCUGCCUAUUUUUUCAACUAAUUACACAAGUGUAGAACAGAUAUGAACAAGUAUAUACUUUGCAAAUGUUUUUAUUCUGACAGUUAUGUUUGUCCAUCUGUCUCCAAGUAUCAAAAAAUGGACUAGAAUCUCCACCAAUACAAUGAGCUAAAACAAGUUGUAGUGCUAACUUCCUAAGUAGCACUUGCAAAACAGACGACUGCAUUACUGUGGUACAAUUUGGACAAAAGAAGCAUGGACCAAUACUACAGAGUAUUGAUGUAACCAAGGAAUGAAAGAAUAUACUCCCCAUCUUGUUCCUUCUACAAGCACAACCAAAAAGCCCUUUAUAAGUGUUUUAUAUUGGCAAAAUAUGAUGAACAUGCUCCUAGAAUGAAGCAUGGCAGGGUAGGUUAUAUUUAUAUUAUAUAUAUUUAUUCACAACUGUCCUUCAUUCACAUCCUUAGCAAGCUGUAAGGAUUAUGUCCACUUGUGAGUAUGCCAGGAAUCCGACCCUCCGAGCAUUUUAUGAGUAAAGAAAUAGAAUCUUCUUAUCAGAGCAAAGCCACUUCCACAUUACACUGCAGCUGCAAAAAACCCAGGCAGAAUGGCCAUGUUGGAGAGACUAAAGACUUUGAAUGCUUUAGUAAAAUUAUCUUCAUUUUUGUAUAAUGCUGCAAAUCCUGUUCUUUUUACACAAAGCUGAACUUUUAUGGUUGAAGACUGGACUAGUGAUCUCCAUAUUUAGCAUGAUAAAACAAGCCCAUAGCCUCUAAAAGAAGAGACUUCCGUAGGGGAAGUAAUUCUCCAGAAAAGAUUGAAGGACUCAGUGUGGUCAUUUAUGGUGAAAAAUCUAGCUGUUCUGUAGUAUAGAAAUGUUGUUCAUUGUUUUUAAAAGGACUCUAAAAGAUACACUGUUGUUGUGUGCCUUCAAGUCAUU